AUGUCCAUAUCAUUCUUCUAUCAGAUCUUCUGGUGCAAAAACUGUCGAUGUAAACAUGAAAAAUACAUACAAUCUGUCAUUGAAGAGGUCAGAAUACGCGAUCCUGGCUGGAUUUCUCACCUCUUGGCCGAUGAGGAACAUCAUGACCAAGUCUUUCAACUCCCUACUCAACAAGAUCUCCACUUGAACAAACCACCCCUAGAACGUAUUGCUGGGCACAUGCUUGAAAGUAUAAGUUCUAGUAAGACUCAGAGCAAUCGUUACAGCAAAUCUAUCAUCAAAACGGAAGAGAUUACGAAGAUCCUUAUCGAUAAUCUGACCUCAGCUGCUAUGAAAGCCUUAAAAAAACAUCCGAUCAAACUACCUAAUUUAAUUAAUAUCGGUGGCUAUCCUGAGGAAGCCGAAGACAAGGGGAUCUAUCUCCAUAUUCUUAAAACAGCAGACCGAUUCUAUCUAUAUAUCGGACAAGCAUACAAAUUCAAGGAGCGUCUCGAGUUCCACAACGACACUACCAAACGAGCCAUUCAUCCAUCACUACAUUACAAUAUUUGGGAUGAAAUUAAAGUAAUAAAUAGAUUCAGUUCUAUUUUUGUGAAAUUAGCAGCAUUCGAUCAUCGACCACGCAAUUCCCAUGAGCAACUAAUCUUGAAUCUUGAAGAGAUGUUCCUACCGAUUGUUCUACAAACAUUAAAAGCUUCUGAUGUUGAAGAGUGGUUGUCCGAAAAUAUCCCACGAGUCUGGGCAGAGCGAGAUCUGAAUGUGGCUCUUCCAUUAUGGCAAGGAUUCAAAAUGGAAGGAGCCUUUUCGUAUGAUGAAAUUAAGAUGUCAAGUGAAGAAUUUACUAAAAUACUUCACGACAACGAUGAACUUCGUCGAGAGUGGGCUAUUGAUUUACGAGAUUCCUAUUAA
Molecule: messenger RNA, 909 nt
Organism: Talaromyces rugulosus
Lineage: Eukaryota; Fungi; Ascomycota; Eurotiomycetes; Eurotiales; Trichocomaceae
Exons: 3
Coding region: 1-909 (302 amino acids)
Source: RefSeq, a predicted model, not a curated record